Messenger RNA from Misgurnus anguillicaudatus (oriental weatherfish), 2338 nucleotides. The record is from RefSeq and is a predicted model, not a curated record. NCBI's taxonomy places the organism in Eukaryota, Metazoa, Chordata, Actinopteri, Cypriniformes, Cobitidae.
AAUGAAACUAAACUGACAAUCUACAAGCUGCAAGCUUUUAAACUCUUCAUCUAUUCAAGAAAGAAGAUAUUUGAGACUUUUAAAGUCGUACAUGAGCACAUCUGAUACUCGAUCACAGAUUUAAAGAGAAGACGGACAAUGGCAGAAUCUUCACCAACAUCACCAAAACCAAGACGGACCAGAAGAAGGAGUAUGAGUCCACCUCCAUUUCUGUCAUCCUCCAGUGUUUCUCUGUCUGAAGAGCUUCAGUGUUCAAUCUGUCUGGAUGUGUUCAAUGAUCCAGUCAGCACUCCAUGUGGACACAACUUCUGCAGGAUCUGUCUGAAACAGUGCUGGGACAACAGUCAGAUCUACAGCUGUCCAUACUGUAAAAAAACAUUCAGUAAAAGACCAGAACUCAAGAUCAACACAACACUUAGACACCUAACGCUAAUCUUUAAAGAACAGUUAAGUCUGAGAAGAUCUGAAGUCCCCUGUGACAUCUGUGAUGAAAGAAAAGCUUUGAAGUCCUGCCUGAUGUGUCAGACAUCUUACUGUGAAACUCAUCUGGAGCCUCACCGGAGAGUCCUAAACUUAAAGAAACACAAACUGCUGGAUCCUGUGGAGAAUAUAAAGGACUAUAUAUGUGAGAAACAUGAGAGACCUCUGGAGCUCUUCUGUAGAGAUGAUCAGACAUGUGUUUGUGUGUUUUGUACUGAUGGAGAUCACAAGAAUCACAACACUGUUCCUCUAGAGGAGGAGAGUAAAGAGAAGAAGACUCAACUGAUGAAGACACAGACAGACAUUCAGCAGAUGAUCCAGAAGAGAAUCAAGAAGAUUCAAGACAUCAAACACUCAGCAGAACUCAGAAAAAGAAGCAGAGAGCAGGAGAAAGCAGCGAGUGUUGAGCUCUUCAGUGAUCUGAUCAGAUCCAUUGAGAGAUAUCAGACUGAGCUGCUGGAGAUGAUGGAGAAGGAACAGAAAGCAGAACAGAAACAGGAUGAAGAUCUUAUUAAAGAUCUGGAGCAGGAGAUCACUGAGCUGAAGUGGAGAGACAGUGAACUGGAGAAGAUCACACACAGUGAAGAUCAUCUUCAUCUCAUACAGAUUGACUCAUCAUCACUGUACAGACCUCUAGACAUGAAGAACUGGUCUGAGAUCAGUAUGAAGACUCAUGUGAGUGUAGAGACUCUGAGGAGAGCUCUGACUCAACUACAGGAGACUCUCAAUGAGAAACUCACUCAAACUGUGUUGAUGAAGAUGCAGCAGUAUGCAGUGGAUGUGACUCUGGAUCCUGAUACAGCUCAUCCAAAUCUCAUCCUGUCUGAAGAUAGAAAACAAGUGAGAGAUGGAGACAUUAAACAUAAACUCCCAGAUAAUCCAGAGAGAUUUGAUUUGUGUGUCUGUGUCCUGGGAAAAGAGGGAUUCACCUCGGGGAGAUUUUAUUUUGAGGUUCAGGUGAAGGACAAAACUAACUGGUUUUUAGGAGUGGCCAGAGAAUCUAUUAACAGAAAGGGAUUGAUCCUAGAGACUCCUCAGAAUGGAUUCUGGACUGUGUGGUUGAGGAAUGAGAAUGAAUAUAAAGCUUGUGCUAGUCCUCCUGUCUCUCUGUGUCUGAAAGUGAAACCACAGAAGGUCGGGGUGUUUGUGGAUUAUGAGGAGGGUUUGGUUUGUUUUUAUGAUGUAGAGUCCAGGUCUCAUAUCUACUCUUAUACUGCUCAAACUUUCACUGAGAAACUCUUUCCUUACUUCAGUCCAUAUCUUAAUGAUAAAGGUAAAAAUUCAGCUCCUCUGAUCAUCUCACCUGUUCAUUACAACAAAUGAAUUAACAUCCAAAAUAUAAAAUACUAAAUAAAACUUAAAUAAGCUUUAUGAAUAUGAAUAAUAAAUAGUAAUUAUCUUUACACAUCUGUAAUAAUAAUUAAUUACACAUUCUUUUGUAAUGUGCAGAAUCAGAAUAAAGAGUUAAAAAUGACAUAAAAAGUAAUUUUGUUUGGUUAAUUUGUUAAGUGCAAUGGUGGUUGUUUUAUUUAAAUUAACUCUAAAUUUUAUGACAAAUUGUAAUUUCAAUUAUUAAAUCUGACAAACUUGCAAUGCAAAAACCAGUGAGCACUGAUGGUCCUUAAAGUUCAUGAAAUGCAACAGAGCUUUUAUAAAGACAAACAUUUGUUUUGGUUUUAAGAUGAAGGGACCAUAAUCUACUUAAACUUCAAUAUAAUAUUUCUCCAAAUAUAUGCACGGGUAUGUAAGAGAAUAAUGAAAGCAUUUUUCAUAAAAUAAUUGAACACAUGUUUAAAAAUGAAGUCAGAGAGAUGUUAAUUUUGUUGUUGAAAAAACAGCUGUGCAUUAUCACAACACA